Molecule: messenger RNA, 766 nt
Organism: Halichondria panicea
Lineage: Eukaryota; Metazoa; Porifera; Demospongiae; Suberitida; Halichondriidae
Product: dynein light chain Tctex-type 5-like
Exons: 1
Coding region: 125-646 (173 amino acids)
Biological process (GO): microtubule-based movement
Cellular component (GO): cytoplasm; cytoplasmic dynein complex
Molecular function (GO): dynein intermediate chain binding
Source: RefSeq, a predicted model, not a curated record
CCUGGAGACCACUAUUAUAUCUCUAAGAAGUGGGCGUAUCUCAGCUGCAGCUUAGCUUAGCUCUCUGUUCCCUUCGCAAAGACCCAGAUAGCCUGUACGGUACGGGUACUUGGUAGCUGCAGCCAUGGCUGACAAAGGAGUUCCCUCACAGCUCUCCCAACUGGCCAAGGAUUCAAGCCUUUUCUCAACAGCAAGCUUCCACGAGCACAUGAAAAAGAAAGACACGUCCAGCAGAAGUGUUUUGGCUCUAGGACAGGAACCAGACAAUGCCCCUAAGAGAAGACCAAGACAUGUCUACGAGAAUACCUACAAAACAGAACCAGAGAGAAAAUUCCAAGCCAGCAAAGUGAAAGCAAUUAUUGAAGACGUUUUGGAGAAAAAUCUCAAAGAUGAGAAAUACGAUCCGAAGUCAUGCCGUCAAUUGGUCAAGACACUCAGUGAGAUUGUCAAAGGAAGAGUUAAAGACCUCGACUACAAACGAUACAAGAUAAUGACUAUGGUGAGCAUUGGACAAGUGAAUGAGCAGGGCUUUAGGAUGGGAAGUCGUUGUUGCUGGGAUGCCAAAUGGGACACUUUCGCUACUGCAAACUUUACCAACAAAACUCUGUUUGCAAUCGCCACUGUCUGGGGAGUUUAUUAUGAGUAGCUGUGUGGGGGGUUUAUUAUGAGUAGCUCCUUUACUUACUUCAUUUAUUGUACCUCGUAUUCACAAUUAAUUGUCAAAGUUGUUGCACAACGAAUAAUUAAAAUUAAAAACUGAUGACAA